This is a messenger RNA of Durusdinium trenchii, 805 nucleotides long. The record is from the annotation of a GenBank genome assembly. Lineage: Eukaryota; Dinophyceae; Suessiales; Symbiodiniaceae.
CAACGACUCAGCAACUCGUGAUAUCUCGUGACUGCUCUUGGCCCGAGCCCAGCUUUGCAGUGACUGCAGUGAUGCGAUGGCGAAGUCGCUCCUUUGCAGUUGCGCUAUCUUUGAUCACCUGGCACUGUACAUGGGCCAUGUUGCCUUCGCUGAUUGUUUUUGAUCUGGAUGCAUGCCUUUGGUCACCAGAAAUGUACGAGUUGAGCUCACCUCCAUCCUCAUACUGCAGCAAGCGCCGUGGAGUUGCCGCAGGUGCACAGACAGUACGACUUUUCCCUGGUGCUGAAGCUGUCCUGCGCAGGCUGGCAACUGACACUGCCUUUGAAAAAGUUCAGAUUGCUGUGGCAUCGUCAACAACGGAGCCUGCAUUCGCAAAGAAAUGCCUUGAGAGUUUUCCCCUAUCUGGCAGCAAGUUUGUGACUAUUGACGAAUUGGUUCGAUUCAAGCAGAUCUAUCCUGGAAGAUGCUUGGACUUCAAAAGACGGUAUAAUCCACAGAAUAGAUGACGUGGUAUUGUCGUGGAUUAAGGCAAAGCAGCGCAUCACUUUCCAAAGCUGAAAGAAGAAUCUGGCAUACCCUAUGAUGAGAUGAUAUUCUUUGACGACUGUACCUACAGUGACAAUUGUGCUGAUGUUGCUUCACGAUGCCAUGGUACUACAUGUAUGCGCACUCCAUCUGGCCUCACCGAAGAUGAUUUCGAGCUUGCGCUGUCUGCUUUUGCUGCUGGGAAGAGAGGGGUCAUUUGAUGCCUCUCGAAGUCUCACAAACCGAAUACACGCACGCACUGAGUCACAGCGCCGAAAAA